AUGUUUAUGGAUAUUGCAAAAAAUCCUUAUGAUGCAUCACAAGGUCCAGCUAAUGUUGAAGUUGGUAAACAAACAGAAAAUUCAGUUACAUUAAAAUGGAAUAAACCUAAAAAUGAUGGUGGCUCAAAAAUAGCUGCGUAUCAAGUUGAAAUACGUAAACCAGUUAGUGAUAUAUGGGAAAUUGCAGAUGAUUAUUCAGUUAAAGGAAUUGAGUUUACAGUUGAUAAUCUCUCAACAAGAAAAUCAUAUGAAUUUCGAGUUAAAGCAAAAAAUGCUGCUGGUUGCGGAGAAUAUACUAAACUUGUGUUACAUAUUGUACCUUCAUCACCUGCAUGGACAACACCAACAAAUGAUGGUGGUUCAAAAAUAACUGCUGGUGAAAGUGAACCAAGUUCAACAACUGAUCGAGUUAAAAUAACUGAAUAUCCAAAUGGACAAGCACCAAGAUUUGUUAAAAAAUUAACAGAUACAAGUACAUCUCUUAAUGGUGAAGUAGCAUUUACAAUUAAAUUUGAUGCUAAUCCAGCACCUGAAGUUAAAUGGUUUCGAAUUAUCAUCAUCUGGUCGUUGCCGUAUUGUUACAAAACCAAAUGA
Messenger RNA from Adineta steineri, 594 nucleotides. The record is from the annotation of a GenBank genome assembly. NCBI's taxonomy places the organism in Eukaryota, Metazoa, Rotifera, Eurotatoria, Adinetida, Adinetidae.